Messenger RNA from Knipowitschia caucasica, 447 nucleotides. Lineage: Eukaryota; Metazoa; Chordata; Actinopteri; Gobiiformes; Gobiidae. The record is from the annotation of a GenBank genome assembly.
AUGUGGGAGAGUGAGAAAACCAAGCUGCUCAUCUCUCAGCAAACACAAAAAGUGGUGGAAAAGGAGGCUGAGACGGAGCGCAUCAAGGCUGUCAUUGAGGCUGAGAAAGUGGCACAGGUGGCCGAGAUUAAGUUCAGCCAAAAGGUGAUGGAGAAGGAGACCGAGAAGAAGAUCUCUCAAAUUGAAGAUGGAGCGUUCCUGGCACGGCAGAGGGCCAAAGCAGACGCAGAGUUUUACACAGCGCAGAGAGCAGCAGAGGCAAACAAGAUGAAGCUGACCCCAGAGUACCUGCAGCUGAUGAAGUUCAAAGCCAUCGCCACCAACAGUAAGAUCUACUUUGGGAGCGAGAUCCCACACAUGUUUGUGGACUCAGGCUCCGCUGGCAACUCCGUCAAAGCCUCAGCCGCCCUGGACGUCCUGGGAGAGCAGCUGAUGGAUAUGGAAUAG